CCGCCUCCAUUUAAGGCUGGGAAAGCGGCGGCGGGCGGCAGUUGCUGUGGUUUCUGUCUUUAGGUGGCCUUGUGGGAGCCUACGCUAGCUGACCUAAAGUCUCGCGUUCGGUGGCUGCAGGUCCGCAGGUCGGAAGUUCAGCGUCCCUUCUUUGUUCAGGGCCGGCCCCUGCUUUGCCUUCGCCACUCUCUCGUAUCUCCCGGGCCUAGGCCGGCUCCGGGGCGGCUGCGGAGAAGGCCGCCGGCGAAAUGUUCAAAAACACGUUCCAGAGCGGCUUCCUCUCCAUCCUCUACAGCAUCGGCAGCAAACCCCUGCAGAUCUGGGACAAAAAGGUGCGGAAUGGCCACAUCAAAAGAAUCACUGAUAAUGACAUCCAAUCCUUGGUGCUAGAGAUUGAAGGGACAAAUGUCAGUACCACAUAUAUCACAUGUCCUGCAGACCCUAAGAAGACACUGGGAAUUAAACUUCCUUUCCUUGUCAUGAUUAUCAAAAACCUGAAGAAAUAUUUUACCUUUGAAGUACAAGUACUAGAUGACAAGAAUGUGCGUCGGCGGUUUCGGGCAAGUAACUACCAGAGUACUACCCGUGUCAAGCCCUUCAUCUGUACCAUGCCCAUGCGGCUGGACGAUGGCUGGAACCAGAUUCAGUUCAACUUAUCUGACUUCACCCGUCGGGCCUAUGGCACAAAUUACAUCGAGACCUUAAGAGUGCAGAUCCACGCAAACUGUCGCAUCCGACGGGUGUACUUCUCAGACAGGCUUUACUCAGAAGAUGAGCUGCCAGCAGAGUUCAAACUGUAUCUCCCAGUUCAGAACAAGGCGAAGCAAUAAUUGGAAUACAACUCAAGGGCUAGACCCUGGACAUGAUUCUUGGCUUAAAAAGGAAACAUUCUGGAGGACAAUUGCGAAGCCAUCUCAAUUAAUUCACCGUGCUAUGGUCAGCUUGUUGUGGACACCAGCGACCAUGCGUUAACUCCAUCACUGAUCGCACUGUAAGUCCAGUGGGGUCAGCAGUGCUUUGAUCAAGAACUGCUGGAGCUUCUCCUGCUUCCUGCCCCAGUGUGCAGGGAGAUGCUCUUACCAUGAACUUAAAGAAUUAAAGAUGUCCUAGUGGCAAUUUCAGACCAAUAUUUCUUCCUACAGUUUAUUCUUGUUUUAUAUAUUAUCUAAACAUAUGUAUAUGUGGUAUAAUACUCAUAAUCUGGAAAUGAAUAAAAUGUUAUAUUCUUGGUU
Sciurus carolinensis (gray squirrel) is the source of this 1232-nucleotide messenger RNA. It is a transcript of the gene Cfap20, whose product is annotated as cilia and flagella associated protein 20. The record is from RefSeq and is a predicted model, not a curated record. The coding region runs from base 249 to 830 and encodes 193 amino acids. The transcript has 6 exons. Gene Ontology annotation, biological process: regulation of cilium beat frequency involved in ciliary motility; cilium assembly; positive regulation of cell motility. Gene Ontology annotation, cellular component: motile cilium; ciliary basal body. NCBI's taxonomy places the organism in Eukaryota, Metazoa, Chordata, Mammalia, Rodentia, Sciuridae.